AUGGACAGCAAAGAGAUAGUAUUCCUGUCGGCGGCCGCCACGGCAAAGGCGGUGCGCUCUGGCCAACUUUCGCCUGAGGAUGCCGUUCAGGCAUACCUCGACCGGAUAGACCAGCUGGACUCGCGCCUUGCCGCCUAUAUCACAGUUACCCGAGAGGAAGCACUGGGUGCCGCCAGACAGGUCGAGUGGAGGCUGGAGUCUGAGGGCGAUCCCGGCCCGCUGGCCGGUGUCCCGAUGGCCAUCAAGGACCAGUUCUGGACCGAGGGCAUCCUUACCACCAACGGCUCGCGGGUCUACCGGGAUUUCGUGCCCACCGAGGACGCCACCAUCGUCAGGAAACUGAAGGAAGCCGGCGCGACGCUGCUGGGCAAACUUAAUCUGAGCGAGCUUGCCAUGGGCGGGACUCAGAAUCCGCCCUGGGGCAUACCGGCCAACCCGUGGGAUUUCGAUCGAACCCCGGGGGAGUCCAGCAGCGGGUCCGGAGUCGCGCUCUCGGCUCACCUCUGCGCCGCCUCAAUCGGCGAAGCUCUCCUCUCGGUCGGGCUGUGA
Geodia barretti is the source of this 549-nucleotide messenger RNA. Lineage: Eukaryota; Metazoa; Porifera; Demospongiae; Tetractinellida; Geodiidae. The record is from the annotation of a GenBank genome assembly.